Molecule: messenger RNA, 5054 nt
Organism: Eublepharis macularius
Lineage: Eukaryota; Metazoa; Chordata; Lepidosauria; Squamata; Eublepharidae
Gene: KIF24
Product: kinesin family member 24
Exons: 13
Coding region: 55-4158 (1367 amino acids)
Biological process (GO): microtubule-based movement
Molecular function (GO): microtubule motor activity; microtubule binding; ATP binding
Source: RefSeq, a predicted model, not a curated record
CUUUCUCGAGUUAAGGGAAGGUAGCUCCGGGGAUCCUGGCCUGACUGAUUGAAGAUGGCCUCAUGUCUCUAUGAAUGCCUUUGCGAGGCAGAACUUGACAAAUAUUAUCCUAAUUUUACUGCUCUUGGCUUCCAGAAGAUAGAUGAACUUGCCAAGGUCUCCAUGAAAGAUUAUGCCAAGUUGGGGGUGCAUAACAUGAAGGACCGCAAGCACCUCUUCCAGCUCAUUAAAAUAAUCAAAAUCUUGCAGGCGGAAGAAGAAGAAGCCGAAAAAACCAAGCCACACUUUCGAAUGGGUGCUGUCUACCUCCAACCUCAAGUUGCCAGACCUGGUCCUCGUAGGCAACUGCAGUUUGAUUCCAUCUCAGACAAAAAACAUGAAGGGAAAGAUGCUGAAACCGGAUUGUGUAGACUCUCGAAUUGCUUUGUGAAGAAAGAUAAGGAUGACUUAGCCACAGUGCUAGGGCAUGACUCGGAGUACAAAAGACCCCCAAAAGACAUUAUGAACACACCUACCGCUUGGACAGAAUACAAGCUAGACUUGCCCACUAUGACUGUAUCUAAUGAAAUUGCCCCUCUGUUGGGGGACACCAAAGCCCCCAUUGUACAAAGAGUAGCUCAUAUUUCUGGUUAUAAUUACGGCGUGCCACAUUCUUGUGUCAGGCCCAGUACCUCUGAGAAAGAAACGCCGUGGACCGAGACAGACAAGAUCCGGGUGUGUGUCAGAAAACGUCCCUUGGGCUUAAGAGAGGAGCGGCGUGGCGAAGUAAACAUCAUCACAGUGGAAGAUAAAGAAACUCUCCUGCUUCAUGAGAAGAAGGAGGCCGUUGACCUCACCCAGUAUAUUUUGCAGCAUGUGUUUCACUUUGAUGAAGUCUUUGGGGAGGCAUGUUCCAAUCAGGAUGUGUACAUGAAGACUGCUCAUCCCCUCAUUCAACAUAUUUUCAAUGGCGGCAACGCCACAUGCUUUGCGUAUGGGCAGACAGGGGCCGGCAAGACCUACACUAUGAUUGGCACACACCAAAACCCAGGGCUGUAUGCCCUGGCUGCUAAAGAUAUCUUCCGGCAGUUAGAAACAUCCCAGGCCAGAAAAGAUCUUCACGUCUGGAUUAGCUUUUACGAGAUCUACUGUGGGCAGCUUUAUGACCUGCUAAAUGGAAGGAAGAGGCUUUUUGCAAGGGAAGAUAGUAAACAUAUUGUGCAAAUUGUUGGGCUGCGUGAGGUGCAAGUGGAUGCCGUCAACCUGCUUCUCGAGGUGAUCCUGAAAGGAGGGAAGGAGCGCAGUACAGGGGCCACGGGAGUCAAUUCGGAUUCCUCUCGUUCACAUGCCAUUAUCCAGAUUCAGAUUAAAGACACAGCAAACCGAGUGUUUGGGAGAAUCUCGUUUAUUGAUCUGGCGGGGAGUGAGAGAGCAGCUGACGCCAGAGACUCUGACAGACAGACGAAGAUGGAAGGAGCAGAAAUAAAUCAAAGUCUGCUGGCUCUUAAGGAGUGCAUCCGUGCCCUGGACCAAGAGCAUGCCCACACACCCUUCAGGCAAAGCAAGUUGACUCAGGUCUUAAAGGAUUCUUUCAUCGGCAAUUCCAAGACGUGCAUGAUAGCCAACGUCUCACCUAGCCACAUUGCUACAGAGCAUACCUUGAACACCUUGCGCUACGCUGACAGAGUGAAAGAGCUGAAGAAGGGGAUGAGAAGUUGUGUGCCUGGGAUGAACAGACGCCGGACAACAGGAAGCAUGUCCCCCAAACGCAUCCAGAGCUCUCCGUGUGUGCAAUCUGGGGAAAAGUCCUCACCAAAGAAGGUGAAACUGACUUUGCACUCUUCCGCAGUGGCUGCACCUUCCACCAGGAUGAAGAUGUCCCCUGUGCUGUUCCAUCCCAUGAACCCCCAUUUCUCUUCUACACCAAAAGGAACAGCCCGCAAAGGGAAUCCCGUCACAGCUUGGCUCGGCCACACCAGCCCACUGAAAGGAGCUCAGGGGGCAGGCCUGCCAGCCAAGAAGGUGACCGAGGACCUUGUGCAACUUUCUGAGGACCGGGUAGGUCAGGCAGCUUCUUCCGCCAAGAUCAUGAGGGAAGGUGGUCAAGGAGACAGGCAGCGGGCCAGGAGCCGGAAAGUCCAACCAGUACGGAAGCAGCUGAUUUCCAGAACUGACUUCUCCUUGGGGGAUGCGCGCUGCCCGUUGGCUUGUGUCCCAAACAGUGGGAGAGUGUUUGCUGAGCAGUGCGCCGCAGCAUGGACAAGCCUCCCGCCCCAGCAGAAGGACCGGGAGCAACACCUCCGCCUUUACCACCAGCAGUUCCAGCAGCCACCCAUUCUGCAGCAGAAGCUGAAUUACCAGCCUCUGGAGAGGUUUCUUGGUCAGUACAAGCCGCAGGGAGUCCGGGUGCAGCCCGAGUCCCCUGGCCAGCCUCCUCCUUCCCCCCAGUGCCGAGAUGAGACUAUGCAGCUGGAGGAUUUGGAGGACAGCGACUUCAGCGAAGACUCCUUUUCACCUGGGCCCAGCCGCAGGAAGCCUGAGGCAGACACAUCCAGGGAACGCAGCCAGGGUUCCUUUUUCCUCCAUCGGAGAGACUUUGAGACUGACGAGCGAGAAGUCCAGAUUGGGCAGGAGCUGUUUUUCGAACUGCCUGAGCUCGAGAGUAAAAGCAGAGCCUUGCCAAGGUCAGAGGAGUUUGUUAGUUACGAGGAAAGUACUAGGAGUCAAUCUGACUGGAGCACAGAAGAAAGCUCAACACUCGAUUCCCCCCCACAGAAUGACACACCAGAGAAACCUUACUGCUCGCAAGGAGACAAACUUGUGUGCAAGAGAAGCUGCACCAAAGAAACUCACGCUGGGCUAAAGCCCCACCACAGUAUAGAUCUAGAUUUAGGAUGCCCCGAGGAAAGCUUCUCCUUUUCAGGGAAGGCAACCCAGAUCUUACCAUUCGCUCAUGCUCUGGGAUCUUCAAGAUGCGUUGCCCGUGGCCAAGGGGAAGACUCUCUGAAAGGCCAACACACUCCCUGUUCGGGAAAUUCAGAAAAGGGGCUCCGAAAGAGAACCGACCUCUGUGGAACUCUGGCAUUUUCCUUGGACUUCGUUGCAAGAACAAGGACUCCUCUGACAGUGUCAGUCCUUGACACCGAGACAGCAGAUGCCGCAGAGGACGAUGCUCCAGAUGAGUGGCAAAGAAAGGCUUUGCGUGAGGGGGAGACAGUGGGAAAAGACCCCUUCAGCAGCAAAACGCAAGUGGAAGAGGAGCCCGUGCAGUUCCUUGGAAAUAAAGCUUCUCCUACAGCCCCUGUGUAUGAACUGGAUCCGUGCAGAAGUCGAGCUGCCCAGCUGCUUUCUCCGCAAGCCAGGCCCAAGGGGCUUUCACAGCCUUGCCACAGUCCAAAGGUUCCCUCUUCCCUGGGAGACACGUCACCCUCGGCUGAGCUUCAUGGCUGCGUUUGUGGAUUCUCUGCAGGAGACGCGGGCCUGGCAGAGGUCCUCCCCCCGUGCAAAGAGGAGGGCACUUUGCUUCGUGGCGACGUACAGGUGGGUGCCAACGCCACUGGCACAGAAGCCACCAGGAUUGCCUCAAUAAGCAGUCCCGCGCAAUUCAGGUUGGGGGGGAAAGACGCCUCUGAGCCUGUCAUGCAGCUGCAACAUGCUGCUACUCCAGAAAAGGUGUUUGUCUCAAGGGUGUCAGAGAACAAAGAACCCUCUGGAGAAAGCAUCCCAAUGCAGCCCGUUGUGGAAGUUGAGGAACUGGAGCUUGGCCAUCCGGAAGAGCAGUUCGAGUUGACGUUUAACCCUGAGGAAGCAGGGCUCUCUCAGGACAGAAGCGUCCCGGAAGUGUUCGUUCAGAAAUCUCCUGAUGCUGCCGAGCAGGAUGCAGGGAUGGACACCAGGUCUCCCCAGAGCUCCCCGAACGGCACCUCCGAAAGCUCACUCCGGUAUAAGGAAGCGUUGGGAAGGCAGUUUGUGAUCCAGAUCCGUCAGGAACAGACGGAUGAAAUGGCAGCCCUCUCGCUGCGGGAAGAGGCCUUGAUCAGUCAGAUGUCAGAGCUGGAUCUGGCAGACUUUGUGAUGAAGCUGGAGGGGAUCCUGCAGCUGCAAUCGAAGUGCAUCCAAAGAACAAGAACUCGGCUCCAGCCCCUUCUAGCUACGCUGCGGGGAGUGUCCCCAACUUAGCCAGGGUGUAGCGCUGCAGUGACCCAGCCCCGUAGCACCACCUUCCGUGGCCCACAGGCCCCAGCAGGGGACUUCGUCUGGUUAGUGUUUGUACUUGGCAUAGAGACUGAGACCCUAAUUUCAACUCAGGAAAACAUUCAGCGGCAGGCAGAAGCCCUCCAAGCCCCAAAUUCAAUUCUGUACUCUCUAAAAGUCCCAUCUGCACAUCUGUCGAUACAUGAUCGCAGCGCUAUCUUCCUUCACGAUGAGGGUUUUUUUUUUUUUUGGUACUGCAAAAGAAAACUCAGGGGAGGACCAGCCCCAUUUCCAAGAAAUGCCCUUGGGAAAAGUAGAGGUACAAAGGGGAAGGCUUUAUACUCUGAUUUCUUCAGUUGCUUUUAUCUGCUGUUUAUAUGUUCAGGCUUGUCUGUCAGCCAGUUAUCUCAGCCUCUCAGGACUGGGAUGGGGAAGCACUUCUGUACCGUCGCUUGACAGAUGGUGCAACAAGUCACAUCGACACUGCUAUAGAGCUUUUGCUAUAAGGCAGGCUCUGCAGCUCGCCCAGCCAGUUCUGCCUUGGCUCUAAGCUGCUUUACACCGCAACACACCGGCAGAGACGGAAGCGUCACCCUCUUGUACAACACCAGCCCCUCAUGACGUGUCUUGAGUGGCCCCAUCUCUUUUUGAAAAGGGGAUGCUGAGUGCAGAGAAUUCAGCCCAAGCCCCCAGAGUGUCUGUUCACUCCCUAACACGGCUCAUGGAAGGACAGAGCUUAGACCCAAACCUGCCAGGCCCACUCUGCUCUUGUGGCCAUUUUAAUGAGUAAAAUACUCGAAGCUGAGUAGUUCUCACUUUGGGGGAGACUUGGUUUUACCUUGUUUUGAGAGAUGAGCCCGUCUUGAGGAAUUAUGCAAAUG